This is a messenger RNA of Didymodactylos carnosus, 1758 nucleotides long. NCBI's taxonomy places the organism in Eukaryota, Metazoa, Rotifera, Eurotatoria, Philodinida, Philodinidae. The record is from the annotation of a GenBank genome assembly.
AUGGAACCGAUCAUAAACAUUUCGAAUUCAGCUAAUUAUCCAUCACAGUCAUUUACGUCCUCAACGCCCAACGAAACAAAUGAUGAAGAUGAAGACGAACAUUAUAAACAACAACAUCUCUCAAAACCAAAUAUUCUUACACCAUCAACUGAUAAAUCUAUCUCAUCUUUAUCAAUUGAUUAUUGUAACAACGAGCGAACACAGUUUGGCGUUGAGGACACACUUCAAUCUCAUGAAUCAACCAGUAUCGAUAAUAUUUAUUCGAAUAAUAAUCAAAUUAAUUUUUAUAAUAUUAAAGAUCAAAAUCACCUAAUAUCGAUUGAAUCAUUAAAUCAACCUCAAGGACCACGAAAUGCAGAUGAUUCAGACGAUACACAGUCAACAUACGAUUCGUACACACCUCUAACAGCGCAGAUAAAUAAAGAAAAAUUACUAAUUCACCAAUUACCUCAGUUACGUUCCUAUGUUAAUAUAAGUAACUCAAGUAGCGAGACAUCUUUAGCCAGACCAUUAUUAGGACAAGAUCAGCAGCACAUAUUGUAUUGUACACCACCAUCAAUUGGAUCAAUUAAUAAUGAAGGAGUCGAUAACAUAAACAACAACAAUAACAAAGAUGAUACGGCAACAACUAGUACAAAUUCGCUAACUCCAUCCUUUCGGUCAUAUAUUGGAUUAUAUCUAACUGAUAUGUUAAUAGCUGCAUUUAUCAUAACACCAUUAGUGAAUAUACAUUGGCGUGGUGGUUGGGAUUUAAUCGAUAUUCAUUUGUUACCACGGAAACCCAUUUUGAGUAAUUUAUUAUCAAUUUUUAUUGGUUGCUUCUUACUAUACAUAUUUUAUUUAUUACAAGACCAAUUACAAAAAUUUUAUGAAUUACAUCGUCAAAAUAUUAUUGGACAAUUUAUGGGUAGAAUCUAUACACUGAUAGUUGCGUUUGCAUAUAUUAAUCAAUGGCGAGGAUUAUGGGGUCUACUGGAUAUGACAACAGGUGUAUGGUAUUAUCUAGUGAUCGAAACAUUAGUUAGCAUUUUACUGUUAUUAUUAAUGAAAUCAGUUUAUAAUCUCAACUCGGCACCAUUUUUAAUUAGUGUCGAUACCGAAAGUUAUUUUUUGAUUGGAAGUCGAUAUACAUACUUCACACGAAAGUUUAAUCAAUAUACGUUCGAUUUUAUUUUGUAUGAAUUUGUCGAAGCCCCGUUAUUAAUUAUCGCAUGGCGUGGACUAUACAAUUUGUCUGAUCUGUUCAUAUUUCCUAAAUCAAAUUUUAUAUCGAUGUCAACAUCAUUUUUAAGCGGUUAUGCAUUAUUUUUUAUUUUGGCACUCAUUCAGAUACCAAUUGUCAAAUGUUUAAGAACGAACUUAAACUUAAGAAUGAAAUGUUUACAUUCAUUUACAUCAAAUGUAUUUCAUUUAUUAGCGUUUGUUAGUGUUGUACAAAUUUGGCGCAGUCUAUGGAUGGUAUGCGAACAAUAUUUAAAUAUUCCUGGUUAUCAUCACUUAACAUUGUGGAUAUGUUAUGCUGGAGCAUUUGUUGUACUAACAUUUGGUUUAAGUAGUUCAUCGUUAAACGGACCGGGUGGUACAAAAGAUAAUUAUAUUGAUAAUGGUCCAAUAUUAUUGUUUAAAUUUGAUUAUUUCACUACACUGCUAAGACGUCGUUCAUCAAAUUGUAAAUCCGAUCAUAGUUCCGAAUCAUCAUCAUCGUUAACAGAGACAAUUAUUACAAGUGAACGACCGUAUCGUUUUGAACCUCCCUAA